Molecule: messenger RNA, 970 nt
Organism: Apaloderma vittatum (bar-tailed trogon)
Lineage: Eukaryota; Metazoa; Chordata; Aves; Trogoniformes; Trogonidae
Gene: RAD1
Product: RAD1 checkpoint DNA exonuclease
Exons: 5
Coding region: 1-891 (296 amino acids)
Biological process (GO): DNA repair; DNA damage checkpoint signaling
Cellular component (GO): checkpoint clamp complex; nucleus
Molecular function (GO): 3'-5' exonuclease activity
Source: RefSeq, a predicted model, not a curated record
AUGGAGGCGGGUGAUGGAGGCGAUCCUUUGGAGUCUGUUCAGGGACCAGUGCUGUUUGAUAGGUUCAUCAGUCAUAUAAACAGUGAGAUUGAGUGCACUCUCAACAAGAUUCCAGAUGUCAGCAAGCUGAGUGGUGUGAUCAACAUUCCAGAGGGGCAGGAUAUCCUCCAGGGGCACCUGGACAGGCUGGAGAAGUGGGUCCACAAACUCCACUCCUCAUCUCUUUUCUUUGUCUUACAGGCAGAAAUUUUUCAGGACUUUGCUGUUCAGGAGGAAUCGGUGACGUUCCAGAUUAAUUUGUCUGUUCUUCUUGACUGCUUGACCAUUUUCGGUACCAGUUCUUCACCAGGAACAUCAACAGCCCUUAGGAUGUGUUAUCGUGGUUAUGGUUAUCCCUUGAUGCUGUUCUUGGAAGAAGGAGGAGUAGUGACAGUGUGCAAAAUUAACACUCAAGAGCCCAAUGAGUUAUUAGACUUUGAUUUCUGCAGUACAAAGGUUGUUAAUAAAAUUAUCCUGCAGUCAGAGGGGCUACGAGAAGCAUUUGCUGAACUGGAUAUGACGAGUGAAGUUCUGCAGAUUACCAUGUCACCAGAUAAACCCUACUUCAGGUUAUCCACUUUUGGAAACUCAGGAAGUGCGCAUCUGGACUACCCAAGGGACUCUGAUUUGAUGGAAGCAUUCCACUGUACCCAGACGCAGACAAACAGGUACAAGAUUUCUUUGCUUAAACCAUCUUCAAAAGCACUGGCUUUAUCUUGUAAAGUGUCCAUUCGAACAGAUGCUCGAGGAUUUCUUUCACUGCAAUAUAUGAUUAGGAAUGAAGAUGGACAGAUCUGUUUUGUGGAAUACUAUUGUUGCCCUGAUGAGGAUAUUACUGAAGCAGAACUGUAGGCGUAUGUUUUGGCAUCUGUAUUGUAUUUAUGGUUCUAUAAAAUACUAUAUUUUUUUAUAAAACUGAAUGAGAGCUGUA